AUGGCACAUCUUUUCGUUUCGUCUGAGUCCGAUUGUAAUAAUGAUAUCGAACGUAAUGAAUUAAGUGAGUUGAAAAUUUUGGAUAGCGGAGGAUUCGGGACUGUUUAUAGAGGAAUAUGGAAUAAAGGAGAAAUGAAUGAACAAGAAAUAGCUGCAAAAUAUAUUAUUCGUAAAAAUACUCCGGAAUCGGAUAGAGAUUUUGGUCGUGAGACAAAUGAUGGUCACAUAUCUGAAAUUCGGGGUGUUCAGGCUUAUGUUGAUCCAAAAUUGCUAGACAAAAAAUCAAAAUCAGAUCAUACGCCUGCAGAUACGAAUGCGGUCGAUAUUAAAUCCAAACUUGUGAAAGAAUCCGAUGUCGAUGUUAACUUAAAUUCAGAUUAUACGCAUUCCAUAGAAUCUCAUAUUGAUACUAAAUCCAGGUCAAAUUAUACGCAUACGAAAGAAUCAGAUAUUUAUAGUUACGGUGUGCUCAUGUGGGAGAUAUACACUUGUCGUCCACCAUUUCAAGAUAGAGGCGGUAAUACUUUAACUUUGGCUAUUUGCUUGGGCGAGAGAGAAAGACACGAAAUUGGAAUGCCUUUGGAUUAUAUAAAAAUUUAUGAAAAGUGUUGGGAUCAAGAUCCUUCAUUUAGACCUGGGAUUUCUAAGAUAUUGGACGAUCUUAAAAUUAUUAAACCAAGCCCGACUUAUCAGGAAUAUAAUGAUGCCUUAUUUAUAGAACCAUUAAGCUAUGUCGAACAAUUUGACUCAACGAUUGUAGAAGAGCUUACACAAAAUUACGAUGAAGUAGAUUGUGAUAAUCUCCAAAUACCAGUAAGCUUGGAAAUAUCUGUCAAUUUCGACACGUUUGCAUCUCCUAUCAAAGAAGCUCACAAUCUUUUUGAAGAAAUUAAGAAAUCUUAUGAUAAUGCACAGCUUAACAUAAGAAUCUGUGGAGUAUUAAUUAAAUGCAUCAACUCAGCUGAAUGUGAUGUGAACAAUCUCCAAAUUGAUAAGAGAAACCAUACUUCUUUCGCAACGUUGGAGAAUUAUAGGCUGUUUCAAUUAUUUCUCCAAAAUAUUAGAAAAAUUAGAGAUUUUAUUAAAAAUGUCUCUAAUAUUAAAGGAUUAAAAAAUUAUAUUCAAAAGACUAAUUAUGGAUUUUCGUUAGGACUACUGAAAGAUGAAUUUUACCAAUUAUUAGAUGAACUUAAAAAAUCAAUAUCAUCUCUCAAGUUUAAAAUUGAUAUUGAAGAACAAAUUAACGAUAUAUUCAAUUAUGAUAUCGAAGAAACAACAAAGUUUAUUCAUGCUUUUCGAUACAAUUUUGAUAACAAUCUUUAUACUAUGUUUAAAGCUAUUGAAGAGACAAGUGCACGACUUAUUGCUAAGCAGAAAUUUUCUGAUGCAGAACUUCUUGAUUGUUUAAUUCAAGAGGUCGACAGUUUUGACACUAUGAACCUAAAACGUUACAGCUCGAAUCAAAAAGACACAUUGUGUAUUCAUGCAGCGCUUUUUAAAAAUUUAGAAAAUUCAGUAAACAUAAUUAAGUUUUAUGGAAUUUUACAUGAUCCUUUAUCUGGAUCAAUGUGUUUAAUUACAAACUUUUAUCAUAGCCGAUUAAAUUCGGUUGAUUCCGAAAAUCUUCAAAUUGGCCGAGAUAGGAUAAAGACCAUAGCGCCAGAAAUAUUAAGUCGACAACAUCAUUCGGUUUGCAAGUAUGAUUUUAGGAGUGAAAUUUAUAGUUUUGGAAUUAUUCUCUGGGAAAUUUUAGAUAGAAAAAAUCCAUAUGAUGUUUACGGUGACGAUAUUUAUGCAAUAAAGGAUGCAAUCCUUAAUAAUAAGCGAAUAUCAUGGAAUUUUAAUAAUUGCAUGCCAUCAAAAUACAUAGACAUGAUGAAGCAAGAUAAUCGUCCCACUAUCUGCGAAAUGUUUAAAGUUUUGUAUGAUAUAGUAAAUAAUCCAGAGAACAGUCAAUCAUGCGUAAACUCAUCCAAAAGUGACUUUUCUCAAUGUAACUUUUCAUCUAUAGAAGAUGCAGUAAAGGAGGCAAGGAAAAAAGGUGGAAAUCAGCAGAAAGCGCUAGAAUACAUUAAAAUGCUUUCCGAAAUCGGUGACACUAAAGCAAGUUAUUAUAGAGGUUAUUUUUUACAACAAAAUCUUAAUAAUGGACCUAAGUUAUCUAAAUAUGAAUACAAAAAAUGUCAGAAAGAAAUUGCCCGUACUAUAUAUCGUGAUGGUUUGGCGGGGAUGGAAUACAUAGAAGAAGGAACGCAUUAUUUAAAGCUUGCUGCUUGGGGAAAUUAUGAAAAGGCUAUUGAUGCCUUUGCAAGAAAAACUGUUGAGAAGGCGAUAAGUAUUUUAACAUUAAUCAUGGCAAAAACGAGAUGUCUAGCCAUGUGA
This is a messenger RNA of Dentiscutata erythropus, 2382 nucleotides long. Lineage: Eukaryota; Fungi; Glomeromycota; Glomeromycetes; Diversisporales; Gigasporaceae. The record is from the annotation of a GenBank genome assembly.